AUGGCGGCGGUGCUGGCGCGGGGGCUGGCGCGCGGCUGGGCGGCGCGGGGCGCGCUGCGCGCGGGGCAGCGUUGCGUGGCGGCGCCCGGCGGGCCGGACGGGGAGGUGGGCGAGGCGCGACGAGCCGCGGCGGCCGGCGAGGAGUCGGGCGGGCAGCCCACCAUCUUCAGCAAGAUCAUCGCCCGCAGCGUGCCCGCCACCAUCCUCUACGAAGACGACAAGCCUGCCUCCCCACAACUCCCCCGGCAGUGCCUGGUCUUCCGCGAUGUGGCCCCCCAAGCCCCCGUGCACUUCUUGGUGAUCCCCAAGCGCCCCAUUCCCCGGAUCAGCCGUGUGGGUCCCCAAGACACCGAGCUCCUGGGGCACUUGCUGGUGGUGGCAGCACGCACGGCGCAGGCAGAGGGGCUGGCUGACGGCUACCGCCUCGUGAUCAACGACGGGAAACAUGGCGCCCAGUCCGUCUACCAUCUGCACCUCCACGUGCUGGGGGGGCGGCAGCUGGGUUGGCCCCCCGGCUGACCCACCCCCCCCCUUGACUCACCGCCCCCCAAUAAAGCAUCUCCUUAGCAGUG
This is a messenger RNA of Aquila chrysaetos chrysaetos, 572 nucleotides long. RefSeq names its product histidine triad nucleotide binding protein 2 (gene HINT2). The coding region runs from base 1 to 519 and encodes 172 amino acids. Gene Ontology annotation, molecular function: hydrolase activity. Lineage: Eukaryota; Metazoa; Chordata; Aves; Accipitriformes; Accipitridae. The transcript has 5 exons. The record is from RefSeq and is a predicted model, not a curated record. Gene Ontology annotation, cellular component: cytoplasm; mitochondrion.